AUGAUCAUCGAUAAUCGACGUAUUCCCGGACAGAUCAUUGAAUCAUUGCCAUUUGCAAUCAAAUUUCAAAAUGAAAACAUCGAUUUUGUUCUGGAUCCAAAAGUGGACAAGGUGAGAGGGCAUCACUGGAAGAGGCGUCAACUGGCCACAAAAUCCUUCUCUGAUAGGCUUCAAGCAGUGCGUGUUGUGGAUAAAAUAAUGAUCGAAUUGGGUAGCCGUUUGCCACCACUAAAAGUAACGAUAGCGGAUGAGCAGGUGAAGCGGAUGAAAUUUGAAAUGCGAACUAUAAACUAUUUAUACGAAAUGAUACCAACAUUUGAAUAUGGCGAUGUUGUACUGUUAUUUAAGCACGGUGAAAGGUUACCUGCCGACAAGUCUUUGUUAGCAGCAAAUUCUCUGUAUAUGGCUUCGAUGCUUCACGAUGCUGCGCCACAAGCGAUCGUCGAUAUGGGUAGUUUUGAAUACGAUGACUUCAUCGAGCUUCUCUAUCAAAUCUAUGGCUCAAGUCGGCCAGUCUAUGUCGAACUUGCAAAACUUUCUCGAGCUGCAACGGCAUACAAAGCAGACGCAAUUCUAGCACGGAUCACCAAGUUUAUAUCGACACUCGAUGUAAUUUGA
This is a messenger RNA of Gongylonema pulchrum, 618 nucleotides long. Lineage: Eukaryota; Metazoa; Nematoda; Chromadorea; Rhabditida; Gongylonematidae. The record is from the annotation of a GenBank genome assembly.